GGCGCCCCGAACCCCUCGGCGGCGGCGGCCGGGGCGAGCGGCGCCCACGAGGCCCGCCGGGCCGGGGAGAACGUGCCCUGUGAGCCCUGGGUCCGAGAGAAAGUGCUCUUUCUCCUGCACCCGGAGAGGUGUCUAGGGACCCAGGGGGACCCCGCCCGGGAAGAGGUGGCCGCUGAGGAGGACCUUUUCGAAGCGGGAGGACAAGACCGGGAACCCGCCUGCCCGUCCCCUCUCUUUCCACGGGAAAAGCGAGUUUCUGGCAGCCGAGUAGACGCUCCCUCCGGGGCUCCGCUGGGGGACCCACCCAAACCCCUGCUCGUGCGGGUCGUGGAUUAUGAGGUGACACAAGAAGUCCUGCAGAUCGCGUGGACGAAGGGCUGCAUGACCACACUGACCGAGGAGCGCUCCGUGACCGCGGUCACUUUUCGCGCCAACAGGGAGUGAGGCGGGGCCGCGGGGACCCCUGGAGAACGGCGCGCUCUUACCCCAGAGACAAACAUCCCGUGUCCAGGCCGUGGGGAGGGGGUCGUUGCGCGGCCCCCCAGCACCCGCUUCCCGGAGGAGAGUCAGCGGGGGAGAGGAGCCCGAGGAACGUGCGGGGCUGGCGAAGGAGCGCCAGUCCUUAAGGAAAGAAAAAAAAGCUCUUCCGGAAACUCCCAACUUGUAAUUUAAUCAACCGCAAGAACCUUUUAAGAGGCUGGCAUCCACCUCCAGGGAAGCAAAUGGCACCCAAUACACAUUGAAAAACUGUAAGCAACUUACUACCUCCUUAAAUCCUGUGGCUUAAAUACUGUGACGGUCUGGGGACCUUAGAAGAGAGGAAGAAAGGUAUUUUCCAAGUGGCAGAACGUGGGAAUUUUGCACUAAGAAAAUCUGUUGUUGAUUUUUGCUUUGCAGAACCUCUCAACUGUUCACUUUUCUACCUCCCCCCUUUCUCUUUAAAGCCUGAAAGCAGAAGUGAAGUUUUGAGACCUGCUCUCUGCAAAGGGGAGGUGGGAGUAUAUGGGGCAAGAGGCUUAAGACUGAAAAAAGAAAGUAAAGAGAAAGUAAAUAAAAUGUAAAACAAAGUGGCAAGUAAACAAAAUCUUUUUUUGGUCACUCUCCUGAUGUGUACGUUUUUCUUUUCUUUUUUUCCCUUCACAUCUAACAGUGUUAGGAAGAAAAGAGGAGUCAGGGAUGGACACAAGGAGGGAAACAGGAGACUGAGCUCGGCAGGUGAAACUCCAUUUAAAAGGGCUUUACCCCAAAGUAUCUAAUUUAGUUCAGUAAAAAUGCUGUUGGUUUUUAGUUACUUUUUUAAAAUGGAGGUACUGGGGAUUGAACCCAGGAUCUCCUGCAUGCUAAGCAUGUGCUCUACCACUGA
Vicugna pacos (alpaca) is the source of this 1363-nucleotide messenger RNA. The record is from RefSeq and is a predicted model, not a curated record. NCBI's taxonomy places the organism in Eukaryota, Metazoa, Chordata, Mammalia, Artiodactyla, Camelidae.